Molecule: messenger RNA, 1417 nt
Organism: Momordica charantia (bitter melon)
Lineage: Eukaryota; Viridiplantae; Streptophyta; Magnoliopsida; Cucurbitales; Cucurbitaceae
Product: NADPH-dependent pterin aldehyde reductase
Biological process (GO): folic acid-containing compound metabolic process
Cellular component (GO): cytosol
Molecular function (GO): oxidoreductase activity, acting on the CH-OH group of donors, NAD or NADP as acceptor
Source: RefSeq, a predicted model, not a curated record
AUCAUCCUCAACUCAAUGAAACCACUCCAUGGAAAGAGUUUCUCUUCAAACAUUUCUCUUCACUAUUAUACAAUCCUAGCCUUCUGCUUUCCCUUCCUACUUCAAACAUCACAUGUAUGACUUCAUUUUUCAAUGAGAAUUACAUGUGAUUUGAAGUUGUGAACCAAAUCUACGUUGGAUUUUGUUAGACUGAAUUCCUAAAUUUCUUGAGGACAGUUUGAUGGCAAAGACCCAUUCAAAUGAUCAGAUGACUCAAAGGAACAGAUCGGGAGAAGAAGGAGAUUCAAGCAAAACAAUUUUAAUUACUGGGGUGAGCCAAGGGAUAGGACGAGCUUUGGCUUUAGAAUUAGCAAAGCGUGGCCACACAAUAAUCGGAUGCGCCCGCAGUCAAAAUAAAUUGGAUUCGCUUCAACUAGAGCUCUCUGAUGCUUCCCUACGCAACCAUUUGCUCUUUAACCUUGACGUGAGGUCAAACGACAAAGUUCGAGAGAUGGCACGGACUGUUAAGGAUAAAAUUGGUGCUCCCGAUAUCAUUGUAAAUAAUGCGGCUAUCAUGAGUGAGAAAAUGAAGAUGUGGGAGAUUGCUGCAGAAAUGUUUCAUGAUGUCAUUGACAUAAAUAUAAAAGGGACAGUAAAUAUUUUGCGUCACUUCAUUCCUCUGUUGAUUCCUAAGAGCCAAGGAAUUAUUGUUAAUAUAUCUUCUCUCUUUGGAAAAAUGGGAGGUGUUCAGGCUUCAGCAUAUUGUAGCUCAAAAUGGGCAAUAGAAGGUUUAAGCAAAUCAGUUGCAAAAGAGCUGCCAAAUGGAAUGACAAUUGUGGCAUUAGAUCCCGGCAUUAUAAAUACUGAGAGGAGUGUUUCCUAUCUUGGCAGUAUAGCUUCUCAAUACCAAUCUCCACAAGAAUGGGCUUUGAAGGCAGCUCCCAUGAUUUUGAACCUUACAAGUGUUGAUAAUGGUGCAUCUCUCCACGUGGAUGAUCCUGGUGAAUUACCUAAUGAUGACUUCAUAUGUUUUGGGGAAAAAAACUCAAAUGCGUCAAUCGAAUGAAUGGGUGUCCAGGCACCAAAUUCAUAUCUCCAAAAGUUAAACCAGCAUCUAAACACUGUGUGACACAAUCUUAUUAGAAGAGAGUUAGUUGUGGUCCACACCAUAUGAGCAAGCAAAGUUUACGUGUAUUGUGCAACUAAGCAAACAAAGGGAUGAGAGAGAACUGCCUCUUAUGUUACCAAGAAGAAUGGUGCAUCACCAGCUAACACAUGAAGAAGAGGAAGCAUGCAAGAAAGUUGAACUUACGCGUGCCUCUUCAUUUUGAAGCAAAAAGUGCAUUAGUGUGGGAAAUAACAAUCAUAGUGAUAGUUGUAAUGACCCCAAUUUUAUAUAUGUAUUUAAUAAUAUCAAUUAAGAUAAUUACUCAAUAAA